Pseudo-nitzschia multistriata is the source of this 1558-nucleotide messenger RNA. Lineage: Eukaryota; Bacillariophyta; Bacillariophyceae; Bacillariales; Bacillariaceae. The record is from the annotation of a GenBank genome assembly.
ACCUAUUCGUACUUUUUUACCAGGCCCAGAUUUUGCUUGAAUUUUUUCCACACCAACCUCAAAACAGCCACGAACUGAGACGCCGAAGGACGUAAAACGAAUYGCAAACAUAAAUGUGGAAUUGCGACGAGGAUGUAAACGAAUGCGGGGAGCCCAUCGAGCUUUAUCUGCCAGUUCAAGCCCCCCCCCGAAAGACCAACACAGCCCCACAAGAUUCUCAUAUAGGAGGACACCACUGCUUUGAUGACAAUUUUACACCUUCUUGUGAUGUGUGCGAUGAUAAAAUGUUUUUAAUGGCUCAAUUGAGAUUGCAAAAUGCUUCCUCUGGAUUCCUUGAAGAUCGUUUUGAGAGAUUUAUAUGUGCCUUUUCGUGUCCCAAAGAAGAAUGCUUCGGGCAACUUGUUUAUCAACAAGGAUUCUCGACGAAAGGUGGUCACGGUGUUUUCAAAUGCAUCGAAAAACGCGUUCCACUCAUCAGCAAUGAGAACAAAGUCAAACCUAAUAUACCUGUGGCAGUCAACAAGUCCUCUUGGUAUGACGAUAAUGACGAUGGUAAUGAUGACGACGAAUGGGGCAUGGGGGAUGACGAUGAUGUGAACCUGGAAAACGCUGUCGCAGCAAUGGAAAGCAAGUUGGAUGAGGGUGGUGCCCUUGUUAUGGAUUCGAGGAAGACAGCAAAAAAGCCACACGCUUCCUUGGCACCUUCGUCGUCUGAAGAUUCCCUUAGUGCUUUUGGUUGCUUUCUUCUAAAGAAGCAAAACGAGCCCAGGUCUACCAAAUCAUUCUUGGAAGACGAAGAUGAUGUAGGACUGUCCGAAAGUGACGAGAAAAUUCGCAAUAUGCUUGCAAGAUACAUGGCAGAAGAAGAAGACGAAGACAUUCUCGCUGCAAUUGGUGGAACAAAUGCAACGGGCGGCGGUAGCGGCCCAACAGAGGAAGACGAACGAUUAUCGGCGGAGGAUCGAGUACUUCGAGGUUUUCAAGAUCGAAUGAGACGGGCUCCUAGGCAGGUCAUUCGAUAUGCCAACGGAGGCAAGCCGCUUUGGUCCAUUCCCGAUGUGAAUCACAAUGUACCAAAUUGCCCUUUGUGCGGUGCAGAAAGAACAUUUGAAAUGCAGGUGUUGCCAUCUAUCUUGGACGCGCUAGGGGUCGAAAAGUAUGAAACCAAGACCAAAAGAGAAGCCGGAGAUGAACCUCUGGCACUUGGUGAUCUCUUAUCAAAUGGACUGAAUUUCGGUUCGAUUGCUGCCUACACAUGCUCGAAUCCGGCAUGUACACCUGAGAAGAAGGAAGCGUAUUUGGUGAUUCAAAAGAGUGUUGACGAUUUACCAGAGAAUGGAAAUACGAAAAAAAUUUGCGGGGAUAACUUAUCUACUCCUACGGUGGCAGUAGUAGAGGAUCUGGACGAUGAUGCUGAGUUUGAACUCGACGCGUGAACGAGUUUACCUUGCAGUCGGUGAUACAUAUUCGACGAGUCUCGAUAUGAUAAGAACAGCGUGUUUACCAAGAAUUUCCCAGAUACAAAACUUAAUUUCCUGACUAAACAGAUUACAUUUUC